CAACAACAAUAGCAAUAUUGAAUUACAAGAUCUAACAAAGUGCCUAACCUCAAUGGUUCUCUCCCCCUAUAAAUAUAGGCUUCUACAAGACUUGAGCUACCAAAUAGAAUCUAACCAAAUCUACACAAUUUGCUUUUUUUUUUUUUUUUUACCUCCAAAUUGUGCUUCCUUCCCAAAUGGCCCCAGAACCCAUUCACCCUAUCAAGGUUGGUCACAUCGAUGAUGUCCAAGAACUCAGAAAAUCCAAGCCUUCCAUUAUUCCUGAGAGAUUUGUGAGGGACAUGACUGAGAGGCCAACUCUUGCCACUCCCAUGCCAUGCUCCACUGACAUUCCCACCAUCAAUUUCUCAAAGCUUGUAAAAGGAACCAAAGAUGAAAUCAAAACUGAGAUUUCCCAACUUGCAAACGCCUCUGAGAACUGGGGCUUUUUCCAGGUGGUUAAUCAUGGGAUUGAUCUGAGUAUACUUGAGAGCAUAGAGAAGGUGGCCAAGGAAUUUUUCAUGCUGCCUUUGGAAGAGAAGAAGAAGUAUGCACUGGCUCCUGGGACUGUUCAGGGAUAUGGCCAGGCUUUUGUGUUAUCAGAAGACCAGAAAUUAGACUGGUGCAACAUGUUUGCUCUUGGGGUUGUACCAAACUUUAUAAGAAGCCCCAUGUUAUGGCCAACAAACCCAGAAAAUUUUAGUGAAAGUGUAGAGGUCUAUUCAACGGAAGUGAGGAAACUGUGCCAGAAUCUGCUGAAAUACAUAGCCAUGAGCCUUGGCUUGAAUGGUGAUGUGUUUGAAAAGAUGUUUGGGGAGGCUGUGCAAGCCCUAAGGAUGAACUACUACCCUCCAUGUCCAAGACCUGACCUAGUAUUGGGACUAAGUCCACACUCAGAUGGAAGUGCCCUCACAGUUUUGCAGCAAGGGAAGGGCAACUCAGUGGGACUUCAAAUCCUCAAAGAUGACAGAUGGGUCCCUGUUAAGCCCAUUCCCAAUGCACUUGUCAUCAACAUUGGAGACACCAUCGAAGUGAGUAAAAAUAUUGGUAGCAUAAGAAAAUCUUUCCUAAUAGAGGGACGUGCGGAAAGCUCUCUUUUGAGAUUGAGGGUUCUUACAAAUGGGAAAUACAAGAGUGUGGAGCAUAGAGCAGUGGCUCACAAGGGGAAAGACAGGCUUUCAAUUGUGACAUUUUAUGCUCCUACCUAUGAGAUAGAGGUUGGCCCAAUGGAAGAAUUGGUGGAUGAAAACAACCCAUGCAAUUAUAGAAGAUACAAUCAUGGAGAGUACAGUAAACACUAUGUAACAAACAAGUUGCAAGGCAAGAAAACCUUGGAGUUUGCCAAGAUUCAAACCAAAUCUCAAACUAUUCCAUUGUAGCACGUAUGUGUUUCAGACCAAACUAGGUGGUGAUCAAGCAGUUUAUUCUCUGGACAAGACGUUCGUUCGUUACUAAACGGUAGACUGUCGAAAUAGUAUAAUGGAAUGUUAUUGAUAAUAUAUUAAUAAUAUAAUGUACCGACAUGUUAUCAAAUGUACUGCAUGAAUUGUCAUAUGCAUGCCAAGGGGGUGGUAAAUUAUUGGGUUGCACUGUUCAUACGUAACUCAUUUUGUACAAUCUCUCCAAUCAAUGGAAUCCUAUGGAGUUUGUGGGUUUGGAAGCUUUUUCUUAUCAA
Molecule: messenger RNA, 1654 nt
Organism: Pyrus x bretschneideri (Chinese white pear)
Lineage: Eukaryota; Viridiplantae; Streptophyta; Magnoliopsida; Rosales; Rosaceae
Product: protein SRG1-like
Exons: 4
Coding region: 177-1358 (393 amino acids)
Source: RefSeq, a predicted model, not a curated record